Molecule: messenger RNA, 3977 nt
Organism: Centropristis striata (black sea bass)
Lineage: Eukaryota; Metazoa; Chordata; Actinopteri; Perciformes; Serranidae
Gene: zbbx
Product: zinc finger, B-box domain containing
Exons: 21
Coding region: 242-3724 (1160 amino acids)
Biological process (GO): cilium movement
Cellular component (GO): motile cilium
Molecular function (GO): zinc ion binding
Source: RefSeq, a predicted model, not a curated record
ACAGACACUGGAGCAUGCCGCCGGCGAAAACCUGAAAUAUUGACAUACAAAUCGUAAAUUAUUGUAAUAGAAGUUUUGUUUUAAUGACAGUAAGGCAUGGCGGGUUGAAAAGUUCAACAUUUAUAGUGUUUUCACAAGUUAGUAAACCAAGGAGAGUGACAGAGAGCGUAAGAAGAGACCCUUUGUAAAAAGCACAGCGCAAGACGUAGGAGGAAUACCUGAGUCCUUAGAAAGAAGAGACAUGAAUUUAAAUGACUUUGUGGUGCUUCCUAACAACAAGGCCAAAUCCGUCAAGCUCAAUGCCAGGAACCUGCAAGAACUCCAGAUGGAGACGGUGACUCUGGCCCAGGAGAGCAACGAGAUGGAGGAGAAACUGCAACAGCUGAAAGAAAGCAUGAGUAAAGAGAAGGAGGAGAGAGGGCAUUCUGGAGGGUUUAGAUGGAAGUCUGGACAAUAUGGUUCUUUAAACAGCAAUGCACUAACAAACAGUACCAAGAAGAACAAGGAGAACAGACUCCAAAAGCUGUCAGCAGGCAAGGCAAAGAUCCGAGUGCUGAAGGAUGAACCUCUGACAGCCACACCUCAGCCGCCUCCCCCACCUCCACCCCAUACCACUGGUCCUAGUAGGACAAGGAAAAACAGACUGAGGGGAACACGCUGUGGACAGUGUGAAGUCAAGACUGCAGGACUUAUGUGUGCUGAAUGCACAGAGGACUACUGCAUUGGCUGCUUUACCAAAUUCCACCAGAAGGGGGCACUGAAGCUCCACAGAAUGAUACCCAUUCAGACAGAUUUACAGACCCAUGUGAGCACUCGAGAUGUUGCCAGCUGCUUCCAAGAACAGAUUAACCCUAGCUACUAUGCCAGUAAUAAUCCCACUUCCAGUUCUAAACCCAAUCCCAAUCACACCUUGAAGUCCAAUAACAUACCAGAAGAAGGACCAGAGAUUGUGGCACCACCUGUGCAAUUGCACCCUGCCAGCCAGGUGUUGGCUGUGAAUCACGGAGAGGAGGACAAUGCGGAAUUGAUUGAAGGACAGGAAAGAAAGGAUAAGAAGGCAUUUCCCACCUCCCUUCUUAGUGGACAGUACAGCGAGGAGGUGUCUGCAAGAUCUUUCCAGGAAGCUCUCAGAGAGUGGAGAGGAGAGAAGAGUGAUGGAGCAGGAGAACCCAUGAGUGAGGAGGCAAUGUGGACACCCAUCCAACCAGUGUCCGUGUCAGCUAUGGCGACCCAGGCUGACCUAGCUCCAGACAGAGGAGCUGCAGGACGAGAAAGAGGAGAGGGAGAGGGGAGGGUACCUGACAGGGUGGAGUUCACAGGAAACAGCCUUACCUACAUUGACAGAUUGCUUCUUAAGAAGCACAGCAGAACACCAAUUGAACCUUAUCGUCCAUUGUUGGCCUUUGGCGGAGACUUAAAAUCACAACCUAACACAGACACUGUGGAGGAAACUGCCUUCAGCCAGAGAGCUCAGGAGGAGGAUUGUCGCCGCUACUGUGCAUCAUUGUUUGCUGUCCCUGUCAGCAGGGGCAGGACUGAGCCUCAGAUUACUACACCUGAAUCGUGCCUCGUCAUAGAAGUCCUGGAUGAGAAAGACAGAGACAUAAAUGGGGUUUUUGAUGCUGAACAGGGGACAGACGACAACAAAAGGGUUCCCUCUGUUCAGCAGGUCCUCGGUAAGGGAACACUGGUGCCCCGAACAGCCCUAACCAGCGGUGGGUCCUCAAGAGUCCGCUGCUCUUCUCCCAGUCCAGUGCAACCAUCCAGGGAGUUGAAAGCACUAGCUGCACAACCCAAAGCAGCUCGAAAGCUCCGUCUGUUUAAGCCUCAGACUUCACAAGCAGAAAAUUUAACGCAAUCAUGCCCGAAUCCUGAAACACCAAGGACUUCAAAGAGAUCAAUCAAGACACCAACCUUAACGUCACAAAAACCAAAUUGCUUCACAAACAUCCAUAAAUCAAAACCUGACCACGGAUCAAUACAACUUUUGUCUUCUCCCACAUUAGCAGAUUCCCAAACUGAGAUCCCUGAAUCCUCACGCUCCUCUGUUUCGUUUCCGCCUGAUGUUUCUCUUAUGGCUAGUACCACAACUCCAGUCCCAGAAGAGGAUCUCUCCUCUUCUCCAAUCGAAUCCUUCUCCCUUAGGUCUACGUUCACAGUCUCACCAUCAAGCUCCACUGAGUCAACCUUAUUGCCCAAAGUUAACCAAUCAGCCCCUGAAUCACAAAAACGCUUAGACUCAUCCCUGUUACCAGAACAACCCCAAUCUUCCCAGUUAAUCCCAGAACCAAUCUCAUCACUGAAGCUUUCCCAAUUGCCCCCAAGCAAUCUUGAGUCCAGAUGGCAAUCUCAACAUUUCUGUGACCCAGUGUCUCUCCUAUCAGACAAUCAACUCCAGCUGCCUCCGUCACCUGUGUCUUCUGGUCCAAACAUACCAUCAAAAUCUCUGGAACCAAGUCCACGUGUAAAAACUGUCUCCAGUUUAUCUCUAUAUAACAAGUGCACUCCAGAUGCAGACUCUAGUCAUACGUCAACUCCAACAAAUCAGGAUUCUUCAGUUUUUCUGUCCCCUACCUCCAUCUCUGGUGACAUGGAAACAACUCUGGAUGCGCAAUGUAUAUCAUCACUUUCAUCACAUUUCCUAGAUGUCUUCAAUAAGCCUCCUUUAGCUGUGAAAAUGGAGAAGGAAGAGGAACUCUCAAUAGACAGUGGUGAUGAAAUGUCCAGUGAUAGCCUGGGUCUGGCUCCACAUGAGGAAGACUCUUCAGACGAAGAAGAGCAGAUGCAUAGACGUUUAACGAGAGGGAGAUCCAGAGAAGAAGAGCAAGAGAAUCCUGCCAUAUCUCAUCCAGAAGAUGCCUUUGUUCCUGCGGAUGCAGACAGAGGAAAAGAUUUGCAGACUGAUGAGCAAGAACAGCUGUCAGAACCAUCCAGGGUGAUGCACAACCAGAGUGCUGGGUCCGGAUCAGAGCAGUUCUGUGUUCUCGAUGGGUCUUACCCUCCGGGUUUGGACAUGAAUUCCGGUCACUCCAGCACACCAGAACACACACAGUGUGACCCGCUGCACACAUGCCAAACUUCCCCACGUGUUUCAGAUGCAACAGGUUCGGACUGUUAUGGGCCAGGGGGCAGCCUCACUACCUAUGCUGAGGAACACUUGGUUUUUAGAAUGACGAAGGAUAACCACAUGCAACCAAAUGGAAUUCAGAUUCACUCAACCAGCCCCACCAGGAGACGAGAAAUACCGGCAAAUGAACUAGGAACAUCUGGGUCUAGCUUGUCUGGCGAGUCCACACCAUUUCUGCUGCACCGUCCAAAUACAAACCCAAGCCCUUUCUCUGCACCUGUCUCUCCAUCCCUCUCCCAUUCUCUUUCUCGUCCCCUCUCUGCCUGCCUGUCCCGUCCUACAUUGAAUCCCGCGUUCCGUCCGUUGUCCCGAGCUGCCCAGGAGAUCAUGGAGAUCUGUAGUGUGGACGAGACAGGCUGUGAGGAUCCAGACCUGGACACCGACACGACCGCACACACACUCCACGGUCUGGAGCAGGAACUCAGACUCAUGACCAAAGAAACGGAGAAGCAGGCUUUAUUAUUUGGUACAGAAAGCAUUGGAAGGCAAGAUCAGCAUGGAAAUCAUUGUUUGACACGGGGCAAAGCCAGCGAGGAACAAAAAGAUGAGGAGGCGGCUGCACAGAGAGACCGGCAGAGUGUCUUCUUACUACCCUGAGAUAUGCACACACACAUGCAUGUAAAAACACAAACUUGCUUGUUAAAUGAGAAAAAGAGGCGUGAACCCACAGAGAUAUAAGAGACUGAAGUGAGGAAAAACACACAGCGGAUGUAAUUUAAAUUGUGUUCAUGUGGUGCAGAUGCCCCUAAUAAUAAAUCCGCGGGGGACUCUUGUUCAAAUUGAUGAAAAUGUAUAUGUAGUGCUUUGAAAGAACACUGUUGGAUAUUCAAUAAAUUGUUUCUUGAUUGUC